AUGGAGGCAGUCAAGCCCGACGAGCACAGCGCCAAGAUAGCUCACAAGCAUGAUGACCACAAGAAGCACGAAGUGGCUAAGAACGCACGCAUGGAGCGCCACAGCGGUGAUGGCCACAAGCUGAAGGAGGGUCCUAAGAAAGAGGGUGGCGGUCGCGGCAACUGGGGCACGUUUAAGCAGCGGUGCUACGGUGAGGGCGGUGGGCCUUGUGUGGUCAAGAACCACACCGGCUAA
Messenger RNA from Monoraphidium neglectum, 234 nucleotides. RefSeq lists its product as hypothetical. The transcript has 3 exons. The record is from RefSeq and is a predicted model, not a curated record. Lineage: Eukaryota; Viridiplantae; Chlorophyta; Chlorophyceae; Sphaeropleales; Selenastraceae. Bases 1 to 234 code for a protein of 77 amino acids.